Jaculus jaculus (lesser Egyptian jerboa) is the source of this 2942-nucleotide messenger RNA. RefSeq names its product Kruppel like factor 5 (gene Klf5). The transcript has 4 exons. Gene Ontology annotation, molecular function: RNA polymerase II cis-regulatory region sequence-specific DNA binding; DNA-binding transcription factor activity, RNA polymerase II-specific. Gene Ontology annotation, biological process: regulation of transcription by RNA polymerase II. The record is from RefSeq and is a predicted model, not a curated record. Bases 1 to 1368 code for a protein of 455 amino acids. Lineage: Eukaryota; Metazoa; Chordata; Mammalia; Rodentia; Dipodidae.
AUGGCUACGCGGGUGCUGAGCCUGAGCGCCCGCCUGGGAGCCGUACCCCAGCCGCCGGCCGCCCAGGACGAGCCGGUGUUCGCGCAGCUCAAGCCCGUGCUGGGCGCCGCCGCGAACCCGGCCCGCGACGCGGCGCUCUUCCCGGGAGAGGAGCUGAAGCACGCGCAUCACCACCCGCAGGCGCAGCCCGCGCCGCCGCCGCCGCCGCCGCCGCCCUCCGCGGGCCCGCGGCUGCCCGCCGACGAGCUGGUCCAGACGAGAUGUGAAAUGGAGAAAUAUCUGACGCCUCAGCUGCCUCCAGUCCCGAUAACCCCAGAGCACAAAAAGUACAGACGAGACAGUGCCUCAGUUGUCGACCAGUUCUUCACCGACAGCGAAGGCUUACCUUACAGCAUCAACAUGAACGUCUUCCUCCCUGACAUCACUCACCUGAGAACUGGCCUCUACAAAUCCCAGAGACCGUGCGUAACCCAGAUCAAGACAGAACCUGUCACCAUCUUCAGCCACCAGAGUGAGACGACUGCUCCUCCUCCAGCCCCAACCCAGGCCCUCCCUGAGUUCACCAGUAUAUUCAGCUCCCACCAGACCACAGCUCCAGAGGUGAACAAUAUUUUCAUCAAACAAGAACUUCCUACUCCAGAUCUUCAUCUCUCUGUCCCUUCCCAGCAGGGCCACCUAUACCAGCUUCUGAAUGCCCCGGAUCUAGACAUGCCCACUUCUACAAACCAGACAGCAGUAAUGGACACCCUUAAUGUCUCCAUGUCGGCCGCCAUGGCAGGCCUUAACACACACACCUCCGCCGUUCCGCAGACUACCAUGAAACAGUUCCAGGGCAUGUCCCCUUGCACAUACGCCAUGCCAAGCCAGUUUCUUCCGCAGCAGGCCACUUACUUUCCCCCGUCACCACCCAGCUCAGAGCCUGGAAGUCCCGAUAGACAAGCAGAGAUGCUUCAGAAUUUGACCCCACCUCCAUCCUAUGCUGCUACCAUUGCUUCUAAACUGGCAAUUCACACCCCAAAUUUACCUGCCACUCUGCCAGUUAGUACGCCAAGCAUCCAACCUGUCAGAUACAAUAGAAGAAGUAACCCGGACCUGGAAAAGAGACGGAUCCACUACUGCGAUUAUCCUGGUUGCACAAAAGUUUAUACAAAGUCUUCUCAUUUAAAAGCUCACCUGAGGACUCAUACCGGCGAGAAGCCGUACAAGUGCACCUGGGAGGGCUGCGACUGGAGGUUCGCGCGCUCCGACGAGCUGACCCGCCACUACCGCAAGCACACGGGCGCCAAGCCCUUCCAGUGCGGCGUGUGCAACCGCAGCUUCUCGCGCUCCGACCACCUGGCCCUGCACAUGAAGCGCCACCAGAACUGAGCGCCCCGGCCCCGCCGACCUGACCGCCCCCCCCCCCCCACGCACCCCGCGCACCGAAGAACUGGAAAUGUAUAUUUUGUAUAUGUGAGACCACAGGGAAUACAUUGUAUCAAUACCAAAGUGUUGGGUCCCUUUCCGAAGCUGCUCCCUCGCGACAGGCAGCCGCGUCUCAGCUCAGAACGGCGGCGGGGCCCGGGGGGGGCGCGCGCCGGGCUGCCUUCUCCCAGUCUGCACGCGCGCCGUGCACCUGCUUGGUGAUAGUGGCUAGGAAACCCAGCAGCUGGCAGGCACCCGAGGGCAUGGAUUGUCAGGAGUUUACUUGACGCGGACUAGUUUUUCUCAAUAUAGAUAAUUCCUUAGCCGUACUCAGUGUACCUGACAAUUCACAGAUAGCCAUUGAACAAAUGUGUUUUUGUUUUGUUUUGUUUUGUUUUUAUAUAUAUGAGUUGCCUAUAUUUGCUACUCAAAUUUUGUAAAUAUGCAAAUCAGCUUUAUAGGUUUAUUACAAGUUUUUUAAAGAUUCUUUUGGGAAAAUCAUACUUCUUUUGAAAAUAACAAUACAUUUACAGUUAGAAUUUGUGGUAAGAUACCUCUCAAAAACAUUACCAAUUUCAUUUCUUUGGGGCGGGGAGGGAAGAAAUAAUCAUUCAAAUAAACUUUAAAAGCAAAUUUCAUGCACUGAUUGAAAUAGGAUUGUUUAUUUUAAAUAUGAAAGAUAUUUUAUAUGAAUUUAAACUGAAGAGCUUAAUAAAGAUAGUUACAAUAUAAAAAAGUUAAACCUUUUACAAUAAGCUAAACAGUAUCAUUUUUCAAAAAGAAGGACCUGUGUAGGUUUCACAUAUGUCUACAUUGAACCUAGGAUACAGUUUUCAUGUAUGGAAACGUUGAACUUAUGAUGCAGUUUUCAUAUACUGAGAUGUUUGCUUGUGCAGUACUGUUGGUUAAAUGACAAUUUAUGUGGAUUUUGCAUGUAAUAUACAGUGAGACACAGUAAUUUUAUCUAAAUUACAGUGCAGUAUAGUUAACCUGUUGUUAAUACUGACUCAGUGUCUGCCUUUAAUAUCCAUGAUAUGUUGAAAACGUAAGGAAACAAGUGCUACAUAUAUGCAAUAUCAAAAAGUAAUGUGAUGCUGACGCUGUUAACCAAAGGGCAGAAUCAAGCAAAAUGCCAAAAGCGGUCUUAAUUGAAAUGAAAAUUUAAUUUUGUUUUAAAAAUAUUGUUUAUCAUUAUUUAUUUUGUGGUAAUAUAGUAAGUUUUUUUAGAAAACAAUUUUCAUAACUUGAUAAAUUAUAGUUUUGUUUGUUAGUUGCUCUUAAAACAUGUAAAUAGAUGACAAGUGGUGUAAAUAAUUUUGUAAGAGGCUUCAAGAUGUUUAUACGUGGACACAUGCCUACAUAAAAAGCAUAAAUCGGUUGCUGUUUUGCUUCUUUUCCCUUCUUAUUUUUGUAUUGUGGUCAUUUCCUAUGCAAAUAUCGGAGCAAACAGCUGUAUAGUUGUAGAAUUUUUUGAGAGAAUGAGAUGUUUAUAUAUUAACGACAAUUUUUUUUGGAAAAUAAAAAGUGCCUAAAAGAGU